AUGUCCCCGUCUACAUCUCACAGCGCCCGUAUGCUAUCCUUAGCUUCGAGAACCUCGACUUAUAGCUCACGGCCUCUGUUCUCAUUGAUAAGCCGAUCGAGUAUCCUCCGCACAUCUGGCUCGCAAGCUCGUCACAACAGUGGCGUAACACAGGACUGGAAGGGCUCAUCUGGAGAGAAAUCCACAACCCACCGCGUGCAGAAGGAGAAGGACACCACAGACCCCGAGACGAUAGCGGCUAGCCGGACGAUGAAGGAUAGAGAAGAGAAUUUUGGCGUGGGCAACAGGGGCGAGUCUGAUGCCGCAACUGAGAGGGGAGGCCUGAAGAACCAGGAGAAGGUCAAGAAGGACCAUCCAAAGGCGCCCACGCCUGUUCUAGGUAUUAAUGACGAAAGAGCACAGAAGGGAGUUUGA
Molecule: messenger RNA, 414 nt
Organism: Aspergillus mulundensis
Lineage: Eukaryota; Fungi; Ascomycota; Eurotiomycetes; Eurotiales; Aspergillaceae
Exons: 2
Coding region: 1-414 (137 amino acids)
Source: RefSeq, a predicted model, not a curated record